AGCCCACAACCAAAAACAACCCAGACAACCACCAAAAGAGCCCACAACCAACAACAACCCAACAACUACCACAAAAAGCCCACAACCAAAACAACCCAGACAACCACCACAAAGAGCCCACAACAAACAACAACCCAGACAACCACCACAAAGAACCCACAACCAACAACAACCCAGACAACCAUCACAACGAGCCCACAACCAACAACAACCCAGACAACCUCCACAACGAGCCCACAACCAACAACAACCCAGACAACCACCACAAAUAGCCCACAACCAACAACAACCCAGAAAACCUCCACAACGAGCCCACGACCAACAACAACCCAGACAACCUCCACAGAGAGCCCACAACCAACAACAACCCAGAAAACCUCCACAAAGAUCCCACGACCAACAACAACCCAGACAACCUCCACAGAGAGCCCACAACCAACAACAACCCAGACAACCACCACAAAAACCCCACAACCAAUAACAACCCAGAAAACCUCCACAACGAGCCCACAACCAACAACAACCCAGACAACCACCACAAAGAGCCCACAACCAACAACAACCCAGACCUCCACAACGAGCCCACAACCAACAACAACCCAGACAACCACCACAAAGAGCCCACAACCAACAACAACCAGACAACACCUCAACAAGGAAAACAAGUACAACCAGUCCUCCCCCGGAAAUAUCAAAAGUAACCACAUCCCCAGCACUGUGCAAUCUGGACAAACUGAUGUCCAAGUUUAA
Saccostrea cuccullata (small rock oyster) is the source of this 750-nucleotide messenger RNA. Its product is annotated as salivary glue protein Sgs-3-like. The record is from RefSeq and is a predicted model, not a curated record. The annotation marks the transcript as partial. The transcript has a single exon. Lineage: Eukaryota; Metazoa; Mollusca; Bivalvia; Ostreida; Ostreidae.